This is a messenger RNA of Tripterygium wilfordii, 2807 nucleotides long. RefSeq names its product probable serine/threonine-protein kinase PBL19. Gene Ontology annotation, biological process: protein phosphorylation. The transcript is spliced from 7 exons. Gene Ontology annotation, cellular component: plasma membrane. The coding region runs from base 1 to 1716 and encodes 571 amino acids. The record is from RefSeq and is a predicted model, not a curated record. NCBI's taxonomy places the organism in Eukaryota, Viridiplantae, Streptophyta, Magnoliopsida, Celastrales, Celastraceae. Gene Ontology annotation, molecular function: ATP binding; protein kinase activity.
AUGGCACUCAAUUCACUAGCCUGGCAUCUUUCUAUGCAUUACACUCCCCAGAUCGAGUUUCAAAUGGAGGUGCGUGCAGGACCUUCAAGGAAGAUUGCUAUAAGGGCUGCCAGAAGUUUAAGAGCUACAUGGGUGAUACUUGAUAGGCAGAUGAAGAAGGACAAGAAAUACUUCAUGGAUAAUCUCUCAUGUGGUUUAUCAAGGAUAAAACGUGACAACAGUAUUGAGAAGCUGAGAGAACCAAAAGCAAGAGAAAACGUCAAACAGGCCAUAGAAACAUCAAAACCAAGAGACAGUUUAGAUUUUCCACAAUUUAACCUUAAGCCUUUUUUUCCAGAAUCUAAAAGUCCUCCGGAACGCAGCUUAGGCAAAGAACAAGAUGAUGAUGAUUGCGACGAAACUACUCCACUACUACAUAGAAAAUCAUCCUCAUUAUGUAAAUCCUCGUCUAGUGAACAGCUCGCAACAUCUUCAGUUCUAACUUCAAGUCUAAGCCAUACUGAAGCAUCAAGCUCAAGUUUUACCGAUGCAAAGAGCUCUAUCUUUCAUUUUCAAGAGGAAGACAUCACCACAAAUACAGAACUAGAAACAGUGGAGGAGCAAUCCCCAUAUUCUUUUGUUGAGAGUCUUGAGAGGGGUCAGAAAGAAGUGUACAAUAUAGGAAGUCCAGAAGAACAACAAAUGGAACAUAACAACAAUUUUGAUUGGAUGGGAGGAAUUCCUACAGACGAGACAUUCAAAAAUCCAAUUUGCCCAAUAUGCAAGAAUAGACGACCAAAAAUAGGCUGGAAGAGGGACUUCACUCAUGCAGAGCUCCAAGCUGCAACAGAAGGAUUUUCCCCCAAGAACUUUCUUUCAGAAGGUGGUUUUGGUUCUGUAUAUAGAGGAGAGCUGAAUGGUCUGAAGAUAGCUGUAAAGCAACUUAAAAAUGCAAGCUUGCAAGGAGAAAAGGAGUUCAAGUCCGAAGUUCAGGUCCUCAGCAAAGCCAGACAUGAGAAUUUGGUCAUGCUGCUGGGCUCAUGUUCAGAAGGAAACCACAGGCUGCUUGUUUAUGAAUAUGUCUGUAAUGGUUCACUAGACCAACAUAUAUCAAAGCAUGCUCGUAGACCUCUCAGUUGGGAAAAGAGGAUGAAGAUAGCAAUGGGAGCUGCAAAAGGUUUACUAUAUCUGCAUGAGAACAACAUCAUACACAGAGAUAUGAGACCAAACAACAUCCUUGUAACACAUGACUAUGAGUCAAUGCUUGGAGAUUUUGGCCUCGCAAGAAAACAAGAAGACUCAGAUCACUCCUCAGAGACAAGAGUCGUGGGAACUCUAGGAUAUUUGGCACCAGAAUAUGCAGAGUGUGGAAAAGUGUCAAAGAAGACAGAUGUUUAUUCCUUUGGCGUGGUGCUACUACAACUGAUCACUGGAUUCAAGACUACGGACAAAAGACUUGGUGGAAAAAGUCUUGUUGGAUGGGCAAGGCCAUUACUGAAAGAAAGGAACUACCCAGACUUAAUCGAUGAUAGGAUCUUGGACUCACAUGAUGUGCAUCAACUAUUUUGGAUGGUUCGAGUAGCAGAAAAAUGCCUCAGCAAGGAUCCUCAUAAGAGAUUAACAAUGGAUAUUGUAAGUUUUUUUCCAGAAAUAACUAUGAUGCAUUCACGUAUAAAACUGAAGUACAAAAAACAUUGCGCCUCUUCUCCAUUGUAUUUCCAAAAAAAAUUUCUAUAAAUGCACACCGCCAAUCUUUAAUUGGCUGCAUAAAAGAAUGUUUUCAAUUAGGAUCCCAUGAAAAUACUUGGAGUGGGGCAUGUCAAAUUUUUGCGCAAGCCUUAAAAAUGAUAAUGUUUCAUCUAGAGUAUAUCUAAUUCCUUUAAUCCAUUUUAAGCCAUAAAUGGAUGACUCCACAAUCACCAUGUUAUAAAAAAGAAGAAAUGUAGCAAAGAUGUGAAAAACUUGAAAUUUGGUAUUAGGACAGGAUUAAGUAGCUGUCAUGAGAUUCCAAGCAUUCAGAUCUACUUGCCCCUUUUUUCUCCUCAAUUAAAAGGAAGCGUGAUCAGCUUAAGAAUUGGUUCAUUGUAUCAGCAUGUAUUUCUUUCAUGAUAAUCAGAAAGUAGCUCUUUUGCAUGUGGUUGAUUUAACAAUAUAAGUAGGGAUCGAUAUUUAUAUUGCGGUUACCUAAGACUAAGGCUUAAGUGUGCAAAUCAUUAUGCCAAUCAUCAUAGUCAACACUUGAGUAUAGAGGCUAGAAUAACUUUCUUCUACCACAAAGAGCCCUCCGUGCCAACAGUACAUAUGCUUAAUGCUUGUAUUUUUGGCUCUUUGCUAGUUUCAUUUCUUAAAUCACUUGCUUUUCAUAUCAAAUAGUGCCUAUUCAUGACUAUAGGCCAACUCAGAUGUGCUGAUAUGGUGUUUUGUAACACGAACAGGUGGUUUGCGCCUUAAAUUACUUAAUGGAAGGAAAUACGAACUGCACUAUCAUAGACUUGUCACCAUUAAAAUCAGAGUCAGUAAGUAGCAUUCGUGGCUCCUCUGAGUCACAAGGUGAUGAUGCACGUUCAAGUAUAGACAGUACAUCAAUGUACAGCACGAGUCAGAUGAUUGGUAAUCUUCCAUCUUCACCUUCAUUACAUCUUUUUCUUGCAAAAGAUCAAUUACAUCCGCAACUAAAAGAACAAGCAACACUGGUUGGCAGAAGGUAUCACGAAAACAGCCAGUGAAAAUCACAAGGUGAAGAUGAAAGACUGAUGCAGCAAGCCAUUAAUUUUGUUCUUCUUGAAUUGGGACGGAUUUGGGGAUUAGAGUUUCUGCUUUGCUCGACC